Messenger RNA from Eurytemora carolleeae, 2530 nucleotides. Its product is annotated as dolichyl-diphosphooligosaccharide--protein glycosyltransferase subunit 1. Gene Ontology annotation, cellular component: oligosaccharyltransferase complex; membrane. The record is from RefSeq and is a predicted model, not a curated record. NCBI's taxonomy places the organism in Eukaryota, Metazoa, Arthropoda, Copepoda, Calanoida, Temoridae. The transcript has 17 exons. The coding region runs from base 11 to 1798 and encodes 595 amino acids.
UUUAGGCAAAAUGUUAAAGUUUAGCACUUUGCUCCUUUUAGUCGGGGCAAAUUUAUCAUUUGCCGCUUUUGACAGCAUUAAUAAGGACUUGGUUGUUAAAUCCUGCGAUAGAACGAUAGAUCUGAGUAGUCAGCUGGUCAAGUUGAACAAUAAACUCAGGUUUGUUUACAUUUCUGUCAUUGACGUCAUUGGAUCUUGUGUCGAGGAUAUUAUAAUAAUAUCUAAUGAUUGUUCGAACUUCAGAAAUAAAAAAAAACAGGUGUCUGAGACUAAAGUUCAGGCCCACCUUGAUAAAGGAUUCUGGAAGAUUGAACUCAAGAACGCUUUAACUCCAGGAGCAUCAGUUACUGUCACAGUAGAGGUUGUACUCGGUGGAGCCCAGGAAAUGUACCCAGCAGCUAUCACUCAAAAAGAAAAACAAUUAACUAGGUAUAUUGGAAAUAUGUAUGUGUAUCUACCCUACACUGUGACUACUCAGAGUACUUCUGUUAUUCUGGCAUCAGCCAACAUUGAAUCUUACACAAAACUCAAACCAGUAACUCAGCAAGAUUCCACUAUCAAGUAUGGGCCGUACUCCAACAUAGCUCCACUAACAGAGGCAGAACUAGUUAUCCACGCAGAGAAUAAUAAUCCUAUGCUUGUAGUAACAAACCUUCUUAGAGUAAUUGAGGUGUCAAUGUGGGGAAAUAUUGCGGUUGAGGAGACCGUUGAUGUUAGGCAUAGUGGGGCACAGCUCAAGGGUUCCUUUUCUCGGUAUGAAUUCCAGCGUGAGAGCUCAGGUGUGUCCAGUGUUAAAAACUUCAAAACCUUACUCCCUGCUGCUGCUAGAGAUGUGUACUACAGGGAUGAUAUUGGAAACAUCAGUACCAGCCACAUGAAGGUGAUGGACGACGCUGUAGAGCUCGAUCUCAGGCCUAGUGUUAAGAGUGGUAUUAGAGCGGUAUUAAAGGUAUUAAAGGGAUUAAAGGUAUCCCAUUCUAAAGUUCUUAGCUCUGUUUAUUUAUCAGGUGACCUUCACGUUCUGAACAUGAGACUUAUCGACCACCUGUUCGACGAUAUGCUGAUUGACGAUGCUGAGGUUCGUGUUAUUCUACCUGAAGGAGUUCUAAAUAUCGAGCUCUCUACCCCCUACCCCGUCAAGAGGGAGAGCAACAAUAAACAUUAUACAUACCUAGACACUACAGGCCGAACUGUGGUUGUGUUUAAAUCUAUCGGAGGACUAACUGAGAACCAUAUUCAGGAUUUUCAGCUCCAGUUCACAUUCCCACACAAGUCUAUGCUGCUUGAACCCUUGAUCCUGGUGACUGCAUUCUUCCUGUUGUUCAUGAUCUCCAUCAUCUACAUGAGGUUGGACUUUAGCAUCAGCGUGGACGAGGGGGCGGAGGUGAAGAUGAAGGUGGCAGGAUACUGUGAGAAGGUUGCCAACCAUCAGGACCGUAGAUCAGCAUUGUAUCAGGCCAUGGAGGAUGCCAUGGUUAAACUCAAAUCCACCAAGGAUACAACUGCUUUCCAGGAUAGUUUGAAGAAGAUCGGAGCAGAACAGAAAACUGAAAGCAAUGCUAUUGGAGAUCUCCAGAACACAAUUAAGAACAUCAAUGCUGAUCUAGGAGAGAAGGUGAACGAGCUUCAGAGGAACGACAAAAUAUUCCGAGAAUUCCAGGGUCAGCAUGCCGGUCUGGUUGAGAAGCUUGUGACCGGAAAGCUGCAGAAGGCAGUCUACCUUGACCAGGAGAAGGUCGUCCUCAAGAAGAAGGAGGAUAUUCUCGACAAGAUCAAUGCUCUUGUCAGAACCCUCUAAGCAAAAUCAAUUGGCUUGGUCGACUUUUAAGAUCGAUUUUCGGGAUCAAUAGUUAAAAACAAUCGUCAAAAUUUUGGGACGAUAUCGAUUGACAAGAUCAACUUUCUUGCAAGUCUAAUUGUCUAGAUCAAUUUACAAGAUCAAUAGUUUAAUCACUCGGUCUUCAGAUCAAUUUAUAAAAUUACCAAGAACAUAAAGACCUUAAAUAAGUAAAAACAGAAGAUCAAAAGUAAACAAAAGUUCAUCAUGGCAAUCCAAUCCAAUUAAGAUUCCGAGUUUUUAAUUUAAUCAUGACAUGCUUUUAACAUUUUUAGCAUAUUUCCAGAAACAUGCUGAGAUUUUUUACUGGUUAAAUGUUUCCAGCACCAUUUGAAAAUUAUUACAAUUUAAUGAAGUUAAUGAAUUUAAUGAAUUUAAUGAAUUUAAUGAAUUUAAUGAAUUUAAUGAAUUUAAUAAAUUUGCUUGUUUUGUUUGAUCAUGGUGUAUAUCGGCAAUGUGUUGCUAUUAUUCUCAUUUUGUAUGAAUUCUGAAGAAAAUGUUUUUUGUUGCGUUUGUUACUUCUUGUUUUAAAAAUUUGCCAGUGCAGCAUUUGAUGCAUUUUACCGUGUGCCCUUUUGUGUACCAGGGGUUACUGUAUACUUUCUUAUUAUAUACAGUAAAUUCUUGAUAAUUGUACAGUUUACAUUGCACUAAUGUGAUUUUUUCCUUGUAAUAAAUACUUUUGUUUCUUAA